AUGGGCUACAUGUUCGAGAUCAACAUGACCACCCGUGAUUGGACCGACUUUGUCGAAGCUGGGGCGGCCAUCAAGGACCUCGAUUGUGAGAACCUCCUCGUUCAGGCACCGGGUCCGGUCUGGUUUGACAUUGUGGCCGCUACCUUAAAGAAGUCCGGGUGGAGGAGCUCGGACAAGCGGGCGGCAGAGCUGGAACUGCAGCAAGCCCUUGAAUGGGGCAAAAGGGAGGAGUCAGCUUUCGAGUUCGCCGCAUGCAAUAUCGUCCAGAAGGCCGACGGAACCAUGUUCAUGGAUCAGAAGAUCUACACUGAGGUCAGUGCCAUUCGUGGGGCACUGGGCACUUUAGCAUGGCGUGCCAAUCAGGUGAGUCCGCAAUUCCUUGAAGACGUGGGCUUGAUGCACUUCGAGGUUCCACUUCCCGUUCCGGUGGCCUCUGUCGACCUGAUCCUCCGCAUCAAAAAGGUGAUCCAGGAGGCCAAGCGCAUGGCAGACCAAACACUCGUUUCCAUCCUUUUGACGAGAGCUGCAAUUGUGACAUGGGCAGACGCUGCUCAAAACAAAGGCGUCAACAAGGGCAGCACGAUUGGGAUGCUGACGUGCAUUGCGCCCAUUCGGAUCCUUGAAGACGACCGUGUUCCGAUGAACAUAGUCGCGUGGAGAAUUCAGUCAGAAGGCACCAAGGGAGUCUGGCUAGAGAUCCACGGCCAUCCUCCGGUGCGUGGACGUCAAGACGAGAUGGUCAAGAACACCAGCGCGUUGUACGGCCUCCGCAGCAGCAGAUCCGGCUAUGAGUUGACGAUUGCUGUGAAGCAAGCAGUGGCCAGCGGGAAAAAGACCCCAUGGAUCCAGAUGCAGUACUAUAGGGACUGGGUCUCUCGAGAGCAGAGCCGACCGGGUGCAGCUAGAAAAGAGGGCUGUGUCCGUGCCCCGCCGUUCGUUGUGGCACUUGUGCGCCACUUGCGCAGAGCGGAGACUGGUCUCAGUCCGAAAUCGAUCUAUGCAUCAAGCGAAAUUUUGCAAGAUGAGCUCGCAAUAGAUGAAAAUUGUUGUUUAAUGCAGGUCGUGCCUUCCAUCACAUGGGGAUGCGGCUUCUCCGUGAUUCAUGUGCUGCAAGGGGCACCUGCAUCCUUGUCUCUCUUUGCCUUGAACAGCGGCCUGCUGUACGUUUAUCAGGCAUUGCAGUGUCCCAUGGAAGCUUUGCAAGGUAGAAGAUCUUUGCUGCACAAUGUGGCAGCUGGCGGCCUCAUUGGUGCAUGGGGAGUACAGCAAGGACUUCUGGGCGUCCCGUUUGCCAGCCCUGCCUUCUUCUUCCGAUACCCACAAGUGACUCCGACAAUGGCAGCAUUCAUGGUGUAUGGCGCCGGCGCAGGUGUGAUGGCCAGCAUGCUCGGGGGCAAGGCUUUGUAA
Molecule: messenger RNA, 1407 nt
Organism: Symbiodinium necroappetens
Lineage: Eukaryota; Dinophyceae; Suessiales; Symbiodiniaceae
Source: the annotation of a GenBank genome assembly